Messenger RNA from Phoenix dactylifera (date palm), 3653 nucleotides. Its product is annotated as protein argonaute PNH1-like. Lineage: Eukaryota; Viridiplantae; Streptophyta; Magnoliopsida; Arecales; Arecaceae. The record is from RefSeq and is a predicted model, not a curated record. Gene Ontology annotation, molecular function: protein binding; RNA binding.
GCCUCUCACCCUCCCCGAGUCCACAGACAUUCUCUGUUCUCCUGCUCCCUCGAUCUCCCCGCCCACCACCUCUCUUCUUUAUCCUCCCUUUCUUUAGAAAGAAAGAGAGAAGGAAAGAAAAGAGCUGCUGCGAGAGCAUUAGAGAGAGAGAGAGAGAGAGAGAGAGAGCGCACUGAAAGCGUUGCUUUAACCGUGGAUGGGAUCCCUUUUUUUUAAAAAAAAAAGAACAUAAGGGAGAGAGCUAUGGAGAGGAAGACAUAGGCAGUGGUUAUUGAUGUCUAAGAGCAUGCACGCUCUUUCCUCGAAAGAACCCUAUCUUCGAAUGUAGAAGUGGCUAGGGUUCUUGUUCUUGCUGGUUCUCGCUGGGGAUCACCGCCGAUCGGAUCGUUCUGCCGCUUCUCUCUCUUCGCGGCUAUCGACACGACAUCAGGAUAAAUGCCUACAAGGUGGUGAUGGUUCUGGGAGUGGUAGGUAAACAGGCAGCCUCGCCGCCAUGCUCGCAGUGGUAGAGAGAGACAGCAGCUUCCGCGCCUUGCCUUCGCCUUCGCCUUCCCCUUCCCCUUCGCCCUCCUGCGAGAUGCCCCUCCGCCACCUGGCCAAGGACCCCGCCAGGGGGGAGAAGCACGUCGUCUCCAAGAAGCCCUUCCAGAACUCCAUCAACCACCACCAGCAGCAGCAGCAGCUCGAAAGCCACACCUCGUUGCCGGUCGCUACCAAGAAAAGCGCCGGGAGGCGGCGGGGAAGAGGGAGAGCCAAGGUCGCGGCGGAGAGUCCCCUGGCGAAGCCGGAGAUGGAGACUGGCGUUAAUGCCGGACCGCCUGUUUCCAGCAGAGGCAUCGGGUUCCACCGCCGGCCUGGGUUCUGCCAGGUGGGCACCAAGUGCAUUGUUAAGGCCAACCACUUCCUCGCAGAGCUGCCGGACAAGGACCUUAUCCAGUAUGAUGUUACGAUCGCGCCGGAGGUGGCCUCCCGAAGUAUGAACAGAGCUAUCAUGGCAGAGUUGGUCAGACUCUAUAGAGAGACGGAGUUGGGGAUGCGGCUUCCGGCUUACGAUGGCAGGAAGAGCCUUUACACGGCCGGAUUUCUGCCCUUUAAUUCCAAGGAGUUUACUGUGAAGAUCGCGGAGGAGGAUGAUGGAAUAGGAGUUACGAGGGAAAAAGAAUAUAAGGUGGCGAUCAGGUUUGUAGCUCGAGCGGACCUUCACCAUCUGCGUCAGUUCAUAGCUGGAAAGCAGGCUGAUGCUCCUCAGGAAGCUCUUCAGGUUCUUGAUAUUGUCCUAAGGGAAUUAUCGAGUCAAAGGUACAUAUCUAUUGGGAGAUCCUUCUAUUCUCCUGAUAUCAGAAAACCACAUAGGCUCGGUGAUGGAUUACAGUCAUGGUGUGGCUUCUACCAGAGUAUCAGGCCAACUCAGAUGGGCCUCUCUCUGAAUAUUGAUAUGUCCUCCACUGCUUUUAUCGAGCCACUCCCUGUGAUUGAGUUUGUCGCUCAGAUCUUGGGCAAAGAUGUGCUAUCACGACCAUUGUCAGACGCUGAUCGUAUCAAGAUCAAAAAGGCGCUUAGAGGUGUGAAAGUUGAAGUCACUCACAGAGGAAAUGUGCGGCGGAAAUAUCGAAUUUCAGGGCUGACAUCACAACCGACUCGCGAGUUAAUUUUUCCUGUUGAUGAUCAAAUGAACAUGAAAUCUGUUGUUGAAUACUUCAAAGAGAUGUACGGAUUUACGAUUCAGUACUCGCAUCUUCCUUGUCUUCAAGUAGGAAAUCAGAAGAAAGCAAAUUAUCUGCCAAUGGAAGCUUGCAAGAUAGUUGAGGGUCAGAGAUACACAAAGAGGUUGAAUGAAAAGCAGAUUACUUCCCUGCUGAAGGUUACUUGCCAGAGGCCCAGAGAGCAGGAAUUGGAUAUCUUGCAGACAGUUCAUCAGAAUGGGUAUGAACAAGAUCCCUAUGCAAAGGAAUUUGGUAUCAACAUCAGUGACAGACUCACCUCAGUGGAAGCUCGAGUUCUUCCUGCUCCAUGGCUAAAAUAUCACGACACUGGCAAAGAGAAGGAAUGUUUGCCACAGAUUGGCCAAUGGAAUAUGAUGAACAAGAAAGUGAUAAAUGGAGGCACAGUAAACCACUGGGCCUGUAUUAACUUUUCACGAGGUGUUCAAGAAAGCACUGCUCGUGGAUUUUGUCAGGAGCUAGCACAGAUGUGCCAAAUAUCUGGCAUGGAAUUCAACCAUGAGCCAGUAAUUCCGAUCUAUUCUGCAAGGCCAGAGCAAGUGGAGAAGGCUCUUAAACAUGUAUAUAAUGCAGCAAUGAACAAACUCAAGGGGAAAGAACUAGAGCUUCUUUUAGCCAUCCUUCCUGACAAUAAUGGUUCUUUAUAUGGAGAUCUGAAGCGAAUAUGUGAAACUGAUUUGGGAUUAAUAUCCCAGUGCUGCCUGACAAAGCAUGUUUUUAAAGUUAGCAAGCAAUACCUGGCAAAUGUGUCACUUAAAAUUAAUGUGAAGAUGGGAGGAAGAAAUACUGUACUUCUAGAUGCUAUAAGUUGGAGAAUUCCCUUGGUCAGUGAUACACCAACGAUAAUAUUUGGAGCAGAUGUAACACAUCCUGAAACUGGAGAGGACUCCAGUCCAUCAAUUGCUGCUGUUGUUGCUUCCCAAGACUGGCCUGAAGUUACAAAAUAUGCUGGACUUGUGUGUGCUCAAGCUCAUCGGCAAGAACUCAUUCAGGACCUGUACAAGACAUGGCAUGAUCCUCAGCGGGGCACAGUUACAGGAGGCAUGAUCAGAGAGCUUCUGAUUUCCUUCAGGAAGGCCACAGGACAAAAGCCGCUAAGGAUAAUCUUUUAUAGGGAUGGUGUCAGUGAAGGGCAGUUCUAUCAAGUCUUACUAUAUGAAUUAGAUGCUAUUCGUAAGGCAUGUGCGUCCUUAGAACCAAAUUACCAGCCACCUGUUACCUUUGUGGUGGUCCAAAAGCGCCACCACACAAGAUUAUUUGCAAACAAUCACAAGGACAGAAGUAGCACAGACAGGAGUGGGAACAUCCUACCUGGUACAGUAGUUGAUUCUAAGAUUUGUCAUCCUAAUGAGUUUGACUUCUACCUUUGCAGUCAUGCUGGCAUACAGGGGACUAGUAGGCCAGCGCAUUACCAUGUUCUAUGGGACGAGAACAACUUCACAGCUGAUGAAAUGCAGACGCUGACAAAUAAUCUAUGCUACACGUAUGCUCGGUGCACUCGAUCUGUUUCUGUUGUACCACCAGCAUAUUAUGCUCAUCUGGCUGCAUUCCGAGCCCGGUUCUACAUGGAACCAGAGAUAUCUGAGAGCUCUGCAUCCCGGAGCACACGCACAGCAAAUGGGUCCUCUGUGAGGCCCCUCCCUGCCUUGAAAGAGAAGGUGAAGAGGGUGAUGUUCUACUGUUGAGAGGGAAGGCAAGAAUAAGUUGCAUCCUGUACAUUAGUGCUGUAUUUAUAUUGUAGAGUGGGCAAUGUAUUACAGUUUUUCAAAAUCAUGCAGUUCCUGAGCUGAGCGAUGGAGCUUGUCAAGGGACUGCCAUCUUGAUGUUGGUAUACCACUUUAGGUCCGGAAUGUAUCCCAUUUUCCAUGUCUCAUAUGGCAGGCUGAGGCUAUGGUUCCAUCUCUUGGGUGAUGAUGACUACUGUUUGGAUUA